AUGCCUCUUUGGCGCAUAUUCUCCCAUCCUCAAACAUUCUCCCUCGAUCAGCGGAAAGGGCUCGCCAAAGCUGUCACCGAAUUAUAUAUGUCCCUUGGCCUGCCCGCGUUCUAUGUCAACGUCAUUUUCAUAGAUGUCGACGAGAACGGCACCUUCAUUGGCGGAGAGCAGCGGUCAAACUUCGUCAGGGUCGUGGUUGAGCAGAUUGCCAGAACGAUGCCGUCGCCGGACACUGAAGAUGGGCGGCAACACAGAACGAUGUGGAUGGACGUGAUCAAUGAGGUCUUAAAACCAUUCAUUAUUGACCGGAAAGAACUGGAUUGGGAGAUGCACAUCUACGAGACUCCUCGUGAUCUCUGGCGCGUUCAGGGAUUGGAUCCUCCCCCAGUAGCAUCAGAUGCUGAAAAGUUCUGGGCUGAGCAGAACAAACCCACGCCAUACGUGUAG
Messenger RNA from Exophiala viscosa, 447 nucleotides. Its product is annotated as putative oxalocrotonate tautomerase. The transcript is spliced from 2 exons. The record is from RefSeq and is a predicted model, not a curated record. Bases 1 to 447 code for a protein of 148 amino acids. Lineage: Eukaryota; Fungi; Ascomycota; Eurotiomycetes; Chaetothyriales; Herpotrichiellaceae.